AUGGUUAUUUGUCAAUCACCUACAAAUGAGUGUUGUUUCGGAGAAUGCAAUGACUGUCCCGGCUCGGAAAAAUUGAAAACUAUCUUAGAACACUUAUUCAUGGAUAACUUUGUAGACGAGAUUACAUACAAUCAGUGGACUCAAGUGGAUCGAUGUUCUUUAGAAACAAUUAUCAAACCAGCUGACGAUUUUGUUGAUAUUUUUGCUGAGUAUUUUCAAACUAUAAAAGAAAACCUUGAAAUCGGGCAAGUACUUGUUGUUGCUGAUUUUUCAGAAAAUUAUUCUUUUUUGCUUCAAAAUAGUGUUCAAGGAGUAUAUUGGAAUAAUGAGCAGGCAACAAUCCAUCCUUUUGCGUGUUAUUAUAGAACGACUGAAGAGAAUAAAAGUGAAAUUGUACUUCUCAAUUUAGUAAUAAUUUCUGAUAACUUAACUCACAAUACAACUGCAGUUUACACUUUCCAAGAAGUACUGACAUCGUUUCUCAAAAAUAAAAUUCCCGAUAUUUGUAAAAUAAUUUAUUUCUCUGAUGGCGCUGUAUCUCAAUACAAGAAUCGUUAUAAUUUAGUCAAUUUGGUGUAUCAUGAAGAAAACUUCCAAAGAAAGCCGAAUGGCACUUUCGCCACUUCCCAUGGGAAAGGCCCAAGUGACGGUUUGGGUGGAUUAAUCAAACGAUUAAUUAGCCGAGCUAAUCUUCAACAUCCUCCUGAUAAACAAAUCAAGACACCUGAGCAAUUAUAUGAAUGGACAAAGGACAAUAUUCAGGGAAUAAAUAGUUCUUAUGUCUCAGAUGAGCAAAUUCGUAGAACAGAAAAAAAACUGAGUAACAGGUUCAAAAACGCUUUACCAGUUAAGGGAAUACGUGGAUGCCAUGCCGCAGUCCCUACUUCAAAUGAAGUUCUGAGAGUGAAGCGCUUGUCAUCAUCUACAGAAGGAGAAAAUUUUGUAUUGAAAAACGUAGAUGUCUAUGAGUUUGUCGAGGAGCCCAGCAUUCAAACUCGAUUGAGAAUAAGAAGUGCGAAAUCAAGACCACAGCAAGGAGCUAAGAAAAAACAAUCAUUCUAACACAAUUAUAUCCAAUUUAAA
Molecule: messenger RNA, 1083 nt
Organism: Microplitis demolitor
Lineage: Eukaryota; Metazoa; Arthropoda; Insecta; Hymenoptera; Braconidae
Exons: 3
Coding region: 1-1062 (353 amino acids)
Source: RefSeq, a predicted model, not a curated record